This is a messenger RNA of Tarenaya hassleriana, 1969 nucleotides long. Its product is annotated as glycine-rich cell wall structural protein 1.8-like. The record is from RefSeq and is a predicted model, not a curated record. Gene Ontology annotation, molecular function: metal ion binding. The coding region runs from base 285 to 1820 and encodes 511 amino acids. Lineage: Eukaryota; Viridiplantae; Streptophyta; Magnoliopsida; Brassicales; Cleomaceae. The transcript is spliced from 5 exons.
UUCCUGUGCGACCGCCUUCUCUCUCUCUUCCCUCUCUCGCUCUCUCUCUCUCUCUCAGUUUCAGACACGAAGCCAUGAAACAGAGAACAUCAAAACAAGGUUUUGGUGGUGUGGUUUAGUGUCACUGUCCUAAAACAACAACGACCGACUUUAAAAAAAAAAACACCGUCCUGUAGUAUCUUCUUCUCCGUGCAUUCCUCCUUAUCUAUAUAUAACACAAGGAACCAAGGGAAGAACAAGGGAGAGAAAAUAUCUUCAGAUUUGUGGCCGUGAAACCAAAAGCCAUGAAUAAACAAGAUGUCAUGAAGCUUCAGACUUGUGUACUGAAGGUGAACGUGCACUGUGAUGGGUGUAAACAUAAAAUAAAGAAGCUGUUGCAGAAAAUCGAAGGUGUGUACUCAGUGAAAGCAGAUGUGGAGCAGGGGAAAGUGACGGUGAUGGGGAACGUUGACCCCGCGGUUCUGAUAAAGAAGCUCAGUAAGUCCGGGAAGCAUGCCGAGCUUUGCGGCGGAGGAAAAGGUUUACCAAAUCUGAAUGCUCAGUUAAAUAAUCUUAAUUUGGGUGGCAAAAUGGUAAACACGAGCAAGGGAAAGGGUGGAAAAGACAAUCACCAGGGGAAGGGUAAUGGUGGUGGUGGUGGAGGUGGAGGUGGAGGUGGAGGUGGAGGUGGGCAUCCGAUGCAACAGCUGAAUCCUCAGCAGAUUCAGAUGAUGAUGAUGAUGAAGGGCGUUAAUGGGCAAGGCCAUGGUCAUGGUGGGCCUGGUCAUGGUCAUGGAGGUGGCAAAGACAUGAAGAUGCCCAAGGAGCAGAAAUCUGUCAAGUUUGCUGACGAUGAUGAGUUCGACGACGAUGAUGAUUUCGACGACGACGAGUUCGACGACGAUGAUUUCGAUGAUGAAGAGGAUGAGGAUGAUGAUGUGGGUCAUGGUCAUGGCCAUGGCCAUGGUCAUGGUCAUAACUUGCCCAAGCAAAUGAUGAUGCCUAACAAGAUGGCCCCUAUGGGCCAUGGUCCUAAAGGCCCCAGUGACAUGAUGAUGAUGGUGAACGAGUUCAACAAGGGCGGCAAGAAAGCCGGAGGAGACGGCGGCGGAAAGAAGAAGGGCGGAGGUGGCGAUGGCGCUUUUGAUAUUCCGGUGCAGAUGAAGGGCAAAAAUGGGAAAGAAGGUAAAAAGGGAGGGGAGAAGGGUAUGAAGGAAGGGAAAUUUUUGAAGAAGGGCAAAAGUGGAAAGGGCAGUGAAAACAAGGGAGGGGAAACCAAGGAAGGCGGUGGGGGUAAUAAGGUAAAAUCAAGCGGUGGAGUCGGUGGAGGUCAUCAUUUCGAUAAUGGGCCUAAAAAAGGUGGGCCCAAAAGCUCUCAUAACGGUGGAGCCCACAAUGUCAACGACCUCAUGAAGCAAGUCAAAGGAGGCAACAAAGGUAAUCACAACGACAACAAAGCCUUUGGAGGCCCAAUGGGCCAACACCCAAUGGCCCCGAUGGGAAAUUUUCCGGCGGCUCAUGGCUUGCCGGUGAACGGCGGCGGCGGAGGAGGUGGAGGCGGGUUCUAUCCGCCGGCGAUGAACCAGCAACAGUACAUGCAGAUGAUGAUGAUGAAUCAACAAGCUGCUGCCGCUGCAGCGGCGGCGGCUGCUCACAGUGGAUACGGUGGUCAGAGCCACUAUGGCGGCGGAGGCGGAGGAGACAUGUACCAUCCGAUGAUGUAUGCUCGGCCGUACCCAGCCGUGAACUACGCGCAUCCGCCGCCGAUGCCGCAGCCGCAUCCCGACUCCUACACUCACUUCUUCAGUGACGAGAACACUGGUAGCUGUAGUAUUAUGUAAAAUAUAUCGGUGUAUUUUAUAUUCUUAGAAUCUUAUGUUGUUUUAUUGCUCUGUUCCUCUUUUUUUUUUGUUGGGCAGUUGAAAAUUGUGCUUUUUUGCUGGUUGUUAUAAAAUGCCUCAUUUUGAUUAAAAAAAAUUGUGGGUGAUUA